AUGGACAAAAGUUGGAUGGAGAAGCGGAGGGGUACAAGGGAAUAUUUUGAAGGUGUAAACCAAUUCGUGGAAUUUGCUGCUCCAUCCGCGCGCAAUGGGACGAUCUUAUGUCCUUGUGUGAAAUGUGUGAAUUUGCUUAUACAACCGCUAAAUGUGGUACGUGAGCACUGUUGGGCUUCGGGGAUGCUUAAAAAUUACAAAGUUUGGAAAUUUCAUGGUGAAUCGGCGGCUGCUACGCCAGCUACCGAAUGUGGGAGCUCUCAUGUGCAAGAAACCCAAAAUCCAUAUGGUGAUUUCCAUGGGAUGUUGCACGAUUUGUGCCCCCCGCAUGAAAUCCCACCCGAACCAAUGGAAGAAGGUCCAACUGCGCAAUGUCCGGGUGAAGGUCCGAAUGAUGACGCCAAGAAGUUUUACAAGAUGGUAGAUGAUGUAGACAAACCUUUAUAUGAAGGUUGUACAAAAUUUAGCAUUUUCUCAGCCAUUGUCGUGUUGUUCCAGUUGAAGACUCUGUGUGGUUGGACAAAUAAGUCAUUUACUCUGUUGCUUCAAGUCCUGAUGGAUAUGCUUCCUUCAGACGCUAAGUUGCCAAAGGACCAUUAUGAGGCUAAGAAGAUAGUUCGAGAUUUGGGUUUGGGUUAUGAGAAGAUCCAUGCUUGUCCCAAUGAUUGUAUGCUGUUUUGGAAGCAAAAUGUUAACCUCGAAGCGUGUCCUUGUUGUAAAGCUUCAAGGUGGAAAACAAAUGAGGCAUCUGUUGCUAGUAAGCAUGCUUCAUCCAGUAAGGGGAAGAAGAAAGCUGCGAAGAUCCUACGGUGGUUCCCCUUAAAGCCAAGAUUGCAGCGACUAUUUCUGUCACCCGAUCUGGCUAGUUCUAUGAAAUGGCAUGUUAAUGGUCGUACCGAUGAUGGGGUAAUGCGGCAUCCUGCUGACUCAGAUGCAUGGAAAACGUUUGACAGUAAGCAUUUACACUUCUCAUCUGACCCUCGUAAUGUCAGACUUGGAUUAGCUGCGGAUGGGUUCAACCCCUUCGGAAUUAUGAGCACUAGUCACAUUAUUCCUGGUCCUACCUCGCCAGGGAUUGCUAUAGAUGUGUACUUGGAACCGUUAGUAGAAGAACUAAGGGAGUUAUGGGAUGUUGGAGUACAAGCAUACGAUGCAUCUUCAAAAGAAGUAUUCCAAUUGCGUGCAGCAUUGAUGUGGACCAUAAAUGAUUUUCCUGCAUACACAGAUUUGUCGGGUUGGAGUACCAAAGGUGAGUUGGCGUGUCCUUCUUGUGCGAUGCAGACCGAGUCUCGAUAUUUGAGAAAUGGUCGCAAAUUCUGUUACAUGGGACAUCGGCGAUGGUUGGAUGUUAACCAUGAUUUCCGCAAAGAUGGUAUGUCAUUUGAUGGAUCUAUUGAUACUCGAUUGGCUCCUGAACCACCAGUCACGUCUGACAUUAUUGUGGAAACUGAACAUUUACUUAGACGUUGUCUGGGUAGGAAAUGUCAACUUGCUUACAAAAAAAGGAAGAGAAGGGAGGCAGACCAGAGUGGUUGGAAGAAAAAGAGUAUAUUUUUUACCUUGCCUUAUUGGGAGGAUCACAAGUUGCGACACAAUCUUGAUGUGAUGCAUAUAGAGAAGAAUGUGAUGGACAAUAUAAUAAGCACACUGUUGAACUUGAAGGAUAAAACGAAGGAUAAUUACAAGGCACGCCUUGACUUGGCGGACAUGGGGAUAAGGAGUGAACUCCACCUACAACGAAAAAGUGAUGAUCAGUACACCAUACCGGCUGCAUGUUUUCAUAUGACUUCAUCGGAGAUAGAUGGUUUCUUGCAAGUUUUGAAGGAUGUAACAGUGCCCGAUGGGUAUGCUUCCAAUAUCUCACGCCGUGUGAAUAUGAAAGAACGCAAGAUUUCUGGUUUGAAGAGUCAUGAUAAUCACAUAUUGAUGCAGCAACUUUUUCCCAUAGCAUUACGUGGGUCUUUGCCAUCUCAUGUUAGUAGGCCUUUGAUAAAGUUAGCUUGCUUCUUUAGAGAAAUUUGUUCCAAAACCCUUACGGUUUCAGAUAUUGUGACUAGUGAGGCAGAGAUUGCAGUGACAUUGUGUGAAUUGGAAAAGAUAUUUCCUCCAUCCUUCUUUACAGUGAUGGUACAUUUGGUCAUGCACUUAGCUGCUGAAGCUAAGAUUGGUGGUCCAGUGCACUACCGUUGGAUGUAUCCCAUUGAGAGGUAA
Molecule: messenger RNA, 2211 nt
Organism: Quercus robur (English oak)
Lineage: Eukaryota; Viridiplantae; Streptophyta; Magnoliopsida; Fagales; Fagaceae
Exons: 2
Coding region: 1-2211 (736 amino acids)
Source: RefSeq, a predicted model, not a curated record